This is a messenger RNA of Hydractinia symbiolongicarpus, 4781 nucleotides long. Its product is annotated as acyl-CoA dehydrogenase family member 10-like. Lineage: Eukaryota; Metazoa; Cnidaria; Hydrozoa; Anthoathecata; Hydractiniidae. Gene Ontology annotation, molecular function: flavin adenine dinucleotide binding; oxidoreductase activity, acting on the CH-CH group of donors. The transcript is spliced from 25 exons. The record is from RefSeq and is a predicted model, not a curated record. Bases 169 to 3243 code for a protein of 1024 amino acids.
AAUGAGAGAUUCGGCUUCCGUAAAUUACCUCUUUCGAUUUCGUAAACAAAUGUGAACAGACGCGAAGUGCCAAGUGCUCGAGUAGACACGUUCAGCUACAAUUACCUAAACAAUCAUGGCUAUGAUGGUGAUGAAUCAGAAGGGUCAGACACAGUAUUAGUACAAGUGAUGUUGCGACUACUUAAGGAGACAUCUUUUAAAAUUCGAACUCAGAAUUGUGUGAUGUCAACCAGUGCACUACGACAUAUAAAUUAUGGAAACAAUUCACAACAGCCGAAAGCUGUUAUUUUUGAUAUGGGAGGUGUUAUGAUUCCAUCACCAGUCCCCCUAAUCCAAAAAUUUGCUAUAAAACAUAAACUUUCACCAGCUCAAAUGGAUGACUUGCUUUUCAAAGGUGGUGAUAAAAGUCUAUGGGGUCGACUGGAGUGUGGAGAGUUUACUGCUGAAGAAUUUCCAUCAUAUUUAUCCGAACGUUCCAUGAAGUUGUUCAGUAAAAGUUUGCCUGAUGAAAUAAUCACACCAAUGAUCAAUGUAACUGAGUUUAGCAAGCCCCGUCCUGAAAUGGUAUCGGCAGUUAAAGAACUUCGUGCAGUUGGAAUUAAAACAGCAUUGUUAACAAACAACAUACUGAUAAAGGAUAACGAAUCUUGUCUUGUAUUAGAUAGGGAAUUAUUUGAUACAGUAGUAGAGUCUUGUGUUGAAAAAUUAAGAAAACCUAACCCUGCUAUCUAUCAGCUAGCCUUAGACAGGCUUCAAGUAGCACCUAGUGAAGCUGUGUAUCUUGAUGACAUUGGUGUCAAUCUCAAAGCAGCAAAAGUUCUUGGAAUGGAAACUAUCAAAGUAAAUGAGACACAUGCUGCCUUAAAGGAACUUGAGAAUAUUUUUCACAUUAAUCUUGGAACAAUAGUUCCAAGAACUAUUGACAUAGCAGAGAGGCAUAAACUACCAGUUGAUUCUCUCAAGGCGUACUUGGUCAAUGUCCUUAAACUUCCUGAUGAUGGUCUACCCAUGGUUUUAAGAAAAUUUAAAGAUGGCCAAUCAAAUCCAACAUAUUAUCUGAAGUUUGGUGGUAGAGAAAUGGUUUUACGCAAAAAGCCUCCUGGCAAGCUUCUUCCAUCUGCACAUGCUGUUGAAAGGGAAUACAGAGUUAUGAAAGCACUUGGAGAGAAUGGAGUGCCAGUACCUAAUCUGGUAUGCUUAUGUGAAGAUAGUACUGUUGUUGGUACACCUUUUUACAUAAUGGAUUAUAUUCGUGGACGAAUAUUCAACUCAGUUUCCCUACCAAAUAUGUCAAAAAAUGAGAGACAACAGAUAUACAACUCUAUGAAUGAAGUUUUACAAAAAAUUCAUUCAGUUGAUAUAAAAAAAGCUGGGUUAGGUGACUAUGGGAAAUCAGGUAACUACAUUUUACGUCAAACUGAGCGUUGGACAAAACAAUAUUUAUCAUCCAAAAUGCAUGAACAGCCUGCAAUGAAUCGUUUAAUGGAUUGGCUUACAAAAUAUGCACCAACUAAUCAGAAAAGUACUGUUGUGCAUGGUGACUUUCGAAUUGACAAUUGCAUCUUUGAUGAAAACUCUUCAAAAGUGGUGGCAGUUCUGGAUUGGGAAUUAUCAACUUUGGGUGACCCAUUAUCAGAUCUGGCUUAUAACUGUUUGUUUCAUUACAUGCCUCAAAUGUCCCCUGUCUUUGCAGGUCUUCUUGGAUUAAGCUUAAAAGAAUUAGGAAUCCCCACAGAUGUUGAAUACAUGAAGAAAUAUUGUAAAGACAUGAAUAUUGACGAUGUGAAAGAUUGGAAUGUGUACAUGGCAUUUUCGUUUUUCAGACUUGCUGCAAUUGGACAAGGUGUUUAUAAGAGAGCUUUAGAAGGAAAGGCUAGCUCAGAUCAAGGCGAACAUAUGGGCAAACUUGUGGAUGUUCUAGCUAAUGUUGGUUGCUCCUUUAUUGACAAAGAAGAGGCCAAAAAAACUCAUCUUGAACGAUUCAAAGCUGAUGAUUGUGUGAAUCUAAUCUUUGAUGUGUCUGGAUUGCGACCAAAAGUUCAACAUUUGUACUCGCAAGUAAACAAAUUUAUGAAAGAUGAAAUAUAUCCAAUUGAGAAGGAAAUGUUUGUUGAAAGAUCACCUGAACAAAAAUGGACAGUUCAUCCAAAAUUAGAAGAGCUUAAGGAGAAGGCGAAAUCACAAUCACUUUGGAAUUUAUUUGUGCCAUUGGAAACUGACCCGAAUCAAAUAUACGGGGCAGGCUUAACAAACCUUGAGUAUGCUUUUAUAUGUGAACAGAUGGGAAAAGUUCUUUUUGCACCAGAGAUCUUUAAUUGUUCUGCUCCUGACACUGGUAAUAUGGAAGUUUUAAUAAAAUAUGGUACGGAAGUUCAAAAGGAAGAAUGGUUGAAACCUUUAUUGGCUGGAGAAAUUCGCUCAUGUUUUGGGAUGACGGAGCCACAGGUUGCUUCGUCAGAUGCUACUAACAUCCAAUCAUCAAUCGUUCGAGAUGGUGACGAGUAUGUCAUUAAUGGAAGAAAAUGGUGGACUUCAGGUGCGAUGGAUCCUCGCUGUAAACUCUGUAUAUUUAUGGGUAAGACUGACCCCUCUGCAUCGAAACACAAACAGCAGAGUAUGAUAUUAGUACCCAUGGAUGCACCAGGAGUUAAAAUCAUUCGACCACUCUCUGUGUUUGGAUUUGAAGAUCCACCAGCUGGUCAUGCAGAAGUUGAGUUUGUAAAUGUACGUGUACCAGCAUCCAAUUUGCUACUGGGUGAAGGUCGUGGUUUUGAGAUCGCACAGGGACGUUUGGGUCCAGGUCGAAUUCAUCACUGCAUGAGAUUGAUUGGAUAUGCAGAAAGGGCAUUAGAAUUGAUGAUUGAACGGACAAUGUCACGUGAGGCCUUCGGUAAACCAUUAAUUCGUCAAGGAACCAUUCAAUCGGACAUUGCGGAAUCAAGAAUAGACAUUGAGCAAGCAAGAUUGCUGACGUUAAAAGCCGCUCACAUGAUGGAUACAGUUGGAAAUAAAGCUGCAGCGAAAGAGAUAGCAAUGAUUAAGGUGGUAGCACCAGUAAUGGCACAACGUGUGAUCGACAGAGCUAUACAAGCUUUUGGCGGAGCCGGCUUGUCAGGAGAUACGCCUCUGGCGUAUUUGUUUACAUGGGCGCGAGUGCUACGUUUAGCUGAUGGUCCUGAUGAGGUGCACAGGAGAAGUAUAGCGCGCAUGGAAAUAAAAGAACAUGUGAAAAGUAAUAUGUAACCGUUGUAUGGAAUUAUAAGUGUCGUGAAUAAAAAUGAAAGUAUGGUGGAGUUCAUUCUCCACCGUGCCUGUUAAAACAUUCUACCUUCGACUUGUUAUUUUAAGUAUUGUUAUAUAUUGUAUAUAUUUAUGUUGCGUUUGAAUUUUAUGCAUUAAUGUCUUUUUUUUACAAAAAAAUUAAACAAAAAUACUAAUGUAAUAUAUACAGGAUUAAAGUAUCUAAUUUUCAAUCCUACUUUUACAAGACAGAACGAACGUCUUUUUUGUUAUAACUGCUCAUUUCUAAAUCGCCAUUUUGCAUUGAAUUUAUAUUUAUUUCAUUUAGGUAGGUCGUUUAGUUUUAUAUAUACCUGUCGAAACGCAGCUUUGAAUAUUCCUCGAUCGUUAUUCACCUCUAGAUAAGAACAUUGCCUAAAAUUUUUCAGAUGAAGCUGUGCAUUUCUCGAUUCUUUACGAUUAUUUUCACCUAAUGUAAGGUAUAAAAAUUUCUACGAUAUGUAGUAUUUUGUUAGUUAUACACAUAGGAUAAUAUUUUGUUUUAAUACAUUUAUAUUAGCGUUUUUAAGAUGGUGUUUUAUAAUUGCGUUGCUGUCAUCCUGAGUACUGUGCCUUGCACUGCGCGAUUGAAGUGUACUUUGUGCCGACGUGAUCUUCAGGCUAAGUGUUUGUGUCGGAUCAGAAUAUGCUUUGGUAGUAUGUAAGUUCACAUGGUGUGUGUGGCACAAGAGUAUAGCAUUUAAAUUUUUGGUAUUUUUUGCAUUUACUUUUACACGUCAUACCUUCACGUAAACCGCCACUCCUAUUUAAUAAUUUAGUCAAAUUAUACUGGCAGAAAAAAAACUCAGCAACUCAACAAGGUUAGUUUAUAUCUUAUCUAACUUGUUUAUGUAUAAUAAUGUUAAUGGUUUUUAUUUUUUGUUUUUCUGUGCAUCAUAAUCUGCAAUUUGCUUCUCCUGACAUGAUAUCAAAGCUGGAUUCCGUGUUUCAAAAUUAUAAAAUACACAUUUUUAGGUUUACCUCCCGCGAAAAAACAAGUUAAUUUCAUAUAAAAGAGCUUUAAAAGCUGUUUAGGGAAUUUGUAUAUUUUUGAAAAAUAUUGAUUUGUUUUUUUGAAGAAUUUUAAAAUACGGAUUUCAAUUUUUGUUGUUGUUGUUGUUGUUGAGAAAUUCGAAUUGUUGAAAAAAGUUGUGGAAAACAAUUUUUUUUGAAAAGAAAUCAUGGUAAGGUUAUGAAAUUUUUUGAAGUAAGCGUCUUCGGAUUUUGUUAACGGCCUUUUCACUUAAUUAGCGUAUUUUAUAUUUCGUGGUAUCCAGGAGUGGAGGUUUGCGCUUAUAUUGAUGAGACGAGUUAAUUUAGUUCCUAAUUCUGUUAAAUCGUUGCAUAUAUAUAUUAUCCAAUAUGUAAUCUUAAAAAGCCUUUUUACGGCGUUUGGUGAUCCUUAUGUCUUUAAAUAAAUCAGGGAUUUAUUUAAAGAUAUAUUUCAAGGCUGUAUCGUCCAAUACAAGAUAGCAGGCGGUAUAUGAAAUACUAAUCAAAAA